AUGGGUUUCCCAACGUUUAAUAACCCCUUUAAGCGGGAACGCCAGAACUUCCCAGGAGUCGUGAUUCCGCUAUCCGAGGCCCCUCUCCGCUCACGCUCGACCUCUGAUUCCGAAAAGGAGAAGAAGGACGACUCCUUCAUUGACCAUUCCAAGUCUCUGGAUCGCGCUCCCUCUUCGGAGACUGGCUCUGCUGGCUCUAUUCCUGAGUCCAGCCACUUGACCAUUGAGGUUCUCCGUGCGGAGAUUGACGCCGAGGCAGCGAGCUCCGGCCAAGACUCGAUGUAUGAUCGCAAAGCAAAGGUGAUCAACAGGGCUAUCCAGGAUAUCGGUAUGGGUCGGUACCAGUGGGAGUUGUUCGCCCUCUGUGGCUUUGGAUGGACUGCCGACAACCUCUGGCUUCAGGGAGUUGCCCUAACCCUGACUCCCAUUCAGUAUGAGUUCGGUCUCUCCGAGUCAGAAGUCCGUUUCACCACUUGUGCGUUGUUCCUUGGACUUUGCAUCGGUGCCUCCUUUUGGGGUAUCGCUUCUGAUAUCAUCGGCCGUCGUCCGGCUUUCAACUGCACCCUGUUCCUGGCUGGUGUCUUCGGCCUGGCCUCGGGCGGUGCUCCCAACUGGAUUGGUACAUGUGCCCUGUUCGCCUGCCUGGGUCUCGGUGUCGGUGGUAACCUGCCCGUCGACGGUGCCACUUUCCUGGAGUUCCUGCCCUGUGAAUCUGGCAACUAUUUGACCAUGCUGAGUGUCUUCUGGCCGAUCGGUCAACUGAUUGGCAGUCUGUUUGCCUGGGCUUACAUUCCCCUCUUCACCUGUGACCCCACGGUCGAGACCUGCACCAAGGAGAACAACAUGGGCUGGCGCUAUCUGGUCCUUACUCUGGGUGCCAUCACCUUUGCCAUGUUCUGUGCCCGUUUCUUCCUCUUUCACCUGUAUGAGUCGCCCAAGUAUCUGCUGUCUCGCGGCCGCCAGGAUGAGGCUGUUGCUUCGGUUCACGGCAUCGCCUACCGGAACAAGGCCAAGACCUGGCUGACAACCGAGAUCCUAAACGAGAUCGGCGGUAUCGCUGAGACCAAGGAGCAGGAGAAGCUCUCCGUCGUCGAGAUCAUCAAGCGAUUCCUGUCCAAGUUCUCGAUGGAGCGCAUUGGGCCUCUGUUCGCCAACAAGCGUUUGGGCUUCACCACAGUGAUCCUUUGGUUCUGCUGGGCCACCAUCGGUAUGGGAUAUCCCCUCUUCAAUGCCUUCCUGCCCCAGUACCUUGGUAGCACCAGCAGCUCGACCUACAUCACCUACCGCAACUACGCCAUCACCUCGAUCGUUGGUGUUCCCGGCUCCAUCCUGGCCUGCUACACCGUCGAGAUCAAGUACAUCGGUCGUAAGGGUACCAUGGCCAUCGCCACCCUGAUCACCGGUAUUUUGCUGUUCUGCUUCACUGCUUCCACCGACUCCAACGUCGUGCUCGCUUGCACCUGUCUCGAGGCCUUCUUCCAGAACAUCAUGUACGGUGUCCUGUACGCCUACACUCCCGAGGUGUUCCCCGCCCCCAACCGUGGCACUGGCACCGGCAUCGGUAGCUGCUUGAACCGUAUCGCCGGUCUCUGUGCCCCACUGGUCGCCAUCUACGGAGGCUCCACCAGUCCCACGGCACCCAUCUACGCCUCCGGUGCUCUGAUUCUCGCCUCUUUCGUGGCAAUGGUCUUCCUGCCCAUCGAGACUCGCGGCAGACAGGCACUCUAA
Molecule: messenger RNA, 1728 nt
Organism: Penicillium cinerascens
Lineage: Eukaryota; Fungi; Ascomycota; Eurotiomycetes; Eurotiales; Aspergillaceae
Product: MFS general substrate transporter
Exons: 3
Coding region: 1-1728 (575 amino acids)
Biological process (GO): transmembrane transport
Molecular function (GO): transmembrane transporter activity
Source: RefSeq, a predicted model, not a curated record